Molecule: messenger RNA, 3720 nt
Organism: Trichomycterus rosablanca
Lineage: Eukaryota; Metazoa; Chordata; Actinopteri; Siluriformes; Trichomycteridae
Gene: znf687a
Product: zinc finger protein 687a
Exons: 10
Coding region: 1-3720 (1239 amino acids)
Source: RefSeq, a predicted model, not a curated record
AUGGCUGACAUGAAGACACCAGAUUUCGAUGACCUGUUGGCGGCUUUUGAUAUUCCAGACAUUCCAGAUAUAUCAGAUCCUGAUGGUAAUCACAAUGAAUCCAUUGCUGGUGGCAAAGAGAGAAGUGGUGGUACAAAUCAAAAGCCCACAGGUCCCUCAGAGAUCUGUGCUACUACUCAUGACCCCUCUGUAGUUAGUGUUAUAGUGAAGAACAGUGUAUGCACUGAUGUCUUUGAAACUAGGAAAGAAGAGGAUGAGAACAUUAGGCAAAUGAGUGAAGUUUUAGAAGAGGCAAAGAGGUCUGAAGCAGCCAGACUGUCUCCCCAGGUUGCACACAGCCUAAUGCCAACCGACCCGCUCAGCCAUAAUGGUUUCAAAGCUGUCUCAGAAGGAUUUGUGGAACCCUCUUCUCCUCCUAGUCAGUCUCAAAUGCAGACUGAAGGCCAUCCCUGGUCCCCUUGCUCCCCUAGAAUAGCCAAGGAAAGUGACGAGAGCAGCCAGAGUAAAAGUCACUCUAAUCCAUCCGCCAACUUUUCACCCUUCCCUGCUUCUGCUCCCUCUAUCUCUUGCUCAGAUGUAACUGGAAUACUCUCCUCCAAAGUUGACGAGGAUGAAGUCAAACAUCCUGUAUCUCCUGCAUGUCCAUUCACUCCACAAAACAGCAGUUCAAGGACUGGAGUUCAUCAGACGUUGUCAGAUGACGAAGAAUCAGAACCGGACCUCGCAAGCCCUCCGCUUAUGAUUCAGGAAAGCCCAGACUUAACUACAUCUUCACCUUCCAAGUUUCCAUUCAGUCACAGGUCAUCCAGUGAGCUCCAGCCUCCUUCCCCUUGUUCUCCAUCCUCCCCCAUUAGCAACGACCAAACUGGAGAGACAUCUGCUGCCUCACAGCACCCAGCUCUUUCAGUCCCAUUUCAGACUCCCCCACAAAACAUCAUGCCAACUUUAACAACCAAAAAUGCAGACCCAUCAAGUCCAGAACAUUAUCCAGAGCAUAUCAUUGAGGAGAGAGAUUCUCCUGAGAGCCCUGAGCCAGAAAAGCCUUCUUGCCCACAGAGCACUGAAUUGUCCACCCUAGUUCAGGAGCUAGGAGAGAAGGAAACUCCACAACACAUAGAUAUACCUGACAAAAAGGAAUCCGUGAAGAAUGGUGACCAACUCAUUAAAAACAAUAGUUACAGAGAUGAGGUUGAAAAGAAAACAGAUCCAGAUGAAGAGAAAGCCUCAGCACCUGUCAAUCCAGCCUCUGCAGUGUCUGCCAGGCCUCUCAAAGUUCGAAUCAAGACGGUUAAAACCCCUACUGGCAAUGUCACACGUACUGUUACCAGGCUGGCCACAAAAGGUGCUACAGGAAAGGGUUCAGAAAUCAAGAUACAGGGUGGUAAGAUGGCCACAAGGCCUAAAAGACCUGCUAAUUCUAUGUCACACAAGCCCCAAGACUCAAAGACACCGAUGCUUCCUGUGUCAACGCUACAGGAUGCUAGCUCAGCCAUGUUGUUUGCAGCCAGUAAGAUCCAGAAAGUUGCAGCUACCCUCUCAGCCUCAUCUACUUCAUCUCCAUCACAGUCCUCCUCCAGCGUCAACAUUAGCUUGGCCGGGCAGAAAACAGUUUCUGUACCUUCCACCAAACCAGCGUCUAUUGUGAACACGACCGGAGCUGUGAUCUCUCGCAGUCAGUCAAGUCUGGUGGAAGCCUUCAACAAGAUCCUUAACAGUAAGAACCCCCUUCCAAGCUACCAACCGGACCUCUCAGUUUUGCCCCGUCCUGAGUGGGGCCUCGGCGUUCCGGCUUCAGGUUACCGCUGCCUGGAGUGCGGUGACACAUUUGCCUUGGAGCGUAGUUUGGCGCGCCACUACGACCGGCGCUCCCUGCGUAUCGAGGUGACAUGUAACCACUGUACGAAGAGGCUGGCAUUUUUCAACAAGUGCAGCUUGCUGCUGCAUGCUCGUGAACACAAAGAGAAAGGACUAGUCAUGCAGUGCUCACACCUGGUCAUGAAACCUAUCAGCAUGGAGCAGAUGGUUGGCCAACAGGAUACCUUGCCCAUAGGCGUGCUUUCUUCAUCGUUGCUGACCUCCACCUCUUUGCCAGGAUAUAAGGAGGAAACCGCUGGCUCAUUGGGGUCCUUUGAUAACUGGUGCCCAGAAUGUAAGAGUCCAUUCAGCUCAAAAGAAAAACUAGCAGCACACUUUCAGGAGUCGGAGCCAGCUGGAUUAGACACCUGUUGUACUCAGUGCUCUCCUCCAAUGCCCCUGUGGAACUCCUGCAGUGCUUCAGCCCACCAGCGGCUCCACCAGACGCUAUCCCCUGUCAUCUGUCCCGAGUGUGGACUUGUCUGCCAAGCACAAACCCUUAACACACACCUGUACAAAACCUGCUUGCACUACACACGCCAGCUCGGAUACAGGUGCCCCUGUUGUCAGCUGGUGUUUGGAGGUGUGAACAGUCUGAGUGCAGCGAAGAAUCACAUGCACACUGCCCACUGUGAAGUCUUUCAUAAAUGCCCCUCGUGCCCAAUGGCUUUCAAGUUUGCUUCCAGUACUGAUGCCCACUGUAGAACCCAACACCCUGAUAUUCCAGACACUGCUAAACAAUCCAAGGAAAUCUUCAAAUGUGUGAUGUGUCGGACCGUUUUCACCCAGAAGACACUGCUUUACCAUCAUUUUGACACCCACUUAGGAACACAAAAGGUUCCUGUGUUUAAAUGUCCAGACUGUAACAAGCUGUUCACACAGAGGGCUUCACUCAUAGAACACAUAAAGGCUUCGCACAGAAAGUCGGCGGCACACCUGAUUCAGAAAGGCUCGGUGAAGAUGGAAAGCUCUGAUGGGGAGGAAGAGGAGGAUGAAGAGACAGAGGGAGAUCAGAGAGAAAAGAGGUCUGCGGCUCUCAACGUCCAGUUGUGGAGCUGCACCGAGUGUCAGACUCGCUACAGAGAUAAAGAGAGCUACAUCAGUCACAUGGCCAAACAACACAGAAAGGAGCUGAAGAGGUUUCCUUGCAUGCUGUGCGAAGGCUCCUUCUCAUCCUCCUCAAGUCUGAGACGUCACAUCCGGGUCAAACACAAAGGCAUCAAGAGAUCUUUCUACUGUCAGUUAUGCGCCGGCAGCAAGAAGAGUUUUAGCAGCAAGCUCGUCCUAGAAAAACACAUCCAAAUUCAUCACGGUGGACAAAGAGGAGCAAACGUGCAAGGCCAGGUGAAGUCUCGCUUACCUGAUGCAGCUGACAGCUCCUCUGAACAGGACGGAGCAUUUAACACUGCUGCAGAACAUAAAACAGUAGCCAAAAAAUUGAGCCAGGCUCAAUACAGCAGUGCGCAGGAAGCCAAGGGUCUCCGCUGCAUGCCAUGCGGCUUCGUCUCUGAGGACAAGGAGGAGUUCGCGCUCCACAUCCAGACUCAUCGUGGCGACGGGGGCAAAUCCAUGCAGUGUCAGCAGUGCGGGGCUUGUUUCGCGUCAGGUUCUUCACUCAGCCGGCAUCUCUUCAUCAGCCACCGUGUGCGUGACCGAGAGCCGGACGAUCAGCGCGAGAACGCGACCCCGGACGCCAUGCUGGAGGCCGAGUCUCCAGGGUCACCGUCUCGGUCAGAGGACGGAGAGGGCAAGAUGGGGUGCAAAGUGUGUGGGCGGCAGUUUAGCAAAGCCGCCGACCUCAGCACGCAUUUCCGUACACACGGCAUGGCGUUCAUCAGCGCCUACAAAUCUGAAAAACCAGCUUGA